Molecule: messenger RNA, 1838 nt
Organism: Scaptodrosophila lebanonensis
Lineage: Eukaryota; Metazoa; Arthropoda; Insecta; Diptera; Drosophilidae
Product: zinc finger CCHC domain-containing protein 8 homolog
Exons: 3
Coding region: 35-1702 (555 amino acids)
Cellular component (GO): catalytic step 2 spliceosome
Molecular function (GO): RNA binding; zinc ion binding
Source: RefSeq, a predicted model, not a curated record
CAAUAAAAUAUUUGUGCUUAAAAUUGUAUUUGCAAUGGGCGAAGUUAUAGAGAUUUUUGACGAUAGCGUUAUAAUGCUGGACGACUCAACAGACGUCGAUGCCGAAAAGGCCGCCGAGAUAGAGGAUGGUGAGGUAGAUGACGAGGCAGAUGAUGAAGAGGUAGGGGCGACGACCGAAACUGCCGCCACUUUUGCAACUGAAAAUCCAACCGUAGAUGAUCUUGAUCCCCAACCCGCCUUUGAAAUUAAAUUCCGUAACAGGGAAUUGUAUGACAAGCUGCACGGGCGCUUGCUAGAUUUGAUGCAGCGCAAAUUUGCAGAAGAAAAUUUUACAUUUAAAACACCGACUUUGACGAACGGAGAGGAAACUACCGAUGAUCUUAGCAUAAGUGUAUAUACAGUAUCGGAGACUUCACCAGCAGAACCAACAAUAGCUGAUAACGAUCUUUUCCACAUUGACACUAAACCAAUGGAGAAAUUGAAUGCUGCGCACGUUCCAUCUUACAAACGUUCCUACUCGGAGGUGCUGGACGAGGAAACAGAACUGCGCAAGAAACUAAAAGCUGAAGAAGCUGACAAAUGCUUUCGUCCGAAGGUACAGAAUUCUUGCUUCAACUGUGGCCAACCGGGUCAUUCUCUUCGCAGUUGCCCGAAGCCGCGGAACAAUUCCAGAAUUCAGCGGGCUCGGAAAAGUCGUACAGAGCGUUAUCACGUAGAUGUAGAGCAGCGGUUGGCGCAUAUACGACCGGGGAAAAUUAGCACUAAAACACGUCUUGCCAUGGGCUAUAGUCGAGGCGAAGUUCCCUUUAUGUUUUAUCGUAUGCGAGUCUUGGGCUAUCCACCUGCUUGGCUUGAAGAAGCUAAGGUGCAAAGCUCGGGGCUCUCGCUUUUCAAUGCCGAUGGCACGGAGGUACUAAAAUCAGAUGACGAGGAAGGUGAAGCUGAUACUUUCAAGUAUGACAUUAACAAAAUUGUGGAUUUUCCGGGCUUCAAUGUAGAUCUUGGACCCAAGUUCUAUGAUGAUUAUAAGCAUCACAAUGUUCCACCCUUUCAGGAAAAAGAUCUUAAAGAAAAUUUUAUUAAGUCACUUGGCGAAAAUGUCAUAAAAGGCUACAAACGCAGAAAACUAAAAAAUCUACCCACUGUACACGAUGGAACAAAGGCAGAAACUUCCACGACCUUAGGUGUGGGGGACAUGGAAUUGGAAGAUGAUGCUGAGGACCAACCUGCCCUAGUACCUCCUCCAUUGCCAACAGAAGCUCCUCCAGAAUAUAAAAAACCAUUGCCCCCGGGUUUUCCACCGACUGAGUCUGAGGCUAAAGAGGAACGUGCCCCAUCACCCACACUCGAAGACUUGCAAGCACAACAAGCGCAAUUAUUACACCAAUUAGAGUCGAACAGUACGAUAGAUCUUAGCAAUUUGACGGUUGAUAGCCCAUCAAAAUCUCCGACUGUUUUGGAAUCAAGUUCAUCCGAACAGAUACCAGCGUCCACGCCAUUUAAAGCCUCGUAUGCUGGCACGCCAAUUCUCAAGUUUUCUGUUUAUGACAAACUUCCAGUGGGUGAUAAUUUCAAAAAGGGUGUCAGUGAUGUUAUCAAUUUCGAGAAUUUGCCUGAUUCUACAGGUAAAUACGAGCAAAUGAAAGGAGUGCUAAAAAAUGUGCGCGACGCAAUGGUGCGAUUACAAAAUGAAGAUGAAUGACCGUAUUAACGUGGCAUUAACCAAUUGAUCAAAUAUUUAUUUAUUAUUAUAUUAAUUUUGGGAAAUUUAUUUACCAAUGUACGAGAUUCCACUGUCGAUGUUAAAUUUUUCUUUGUAUAUUCUUUUACAACAUGCU